Molecule: messenger RNA, 1843 nt
Organism: Equus caballus (horse)
Lineage: Eukaryota; Metazoa; Chordata; Mammalia; Perissodactyla; Equidae
Gene: OGFOD3
Product: 2-oxoglutarate and iron dependent oxygenase domain containing 3
Cellular component (GO): membrane
Molecular function (GO): iron ion binding; L-ascorbic acid binding; oxidoreductase activity, acting on paired donors, with incorporation or reduction of molecular oxygen
Source: RefSeq, a predicted model, not a curated record
CUCGGGCCUCGGCGCCAGCCUCGGGGUCGACGGCCGAGCGCGUCGCUCUGUUCCCGGCCGGGCCGGCCUCGCGCUUCGUCUCGCCGCGUUCGUCCUGGGCCCGGGGCGUCUCCCGCGUUCGCUCUGGCUGCGCGGCGGCCUGACCGAUGGCCCCUCAGCGGAGGGGCGCGCCCAAGGCGCCCGAAGGCAGCGGGGCGGCCGAGCGCCGGCGCCCGAACAGUAUGAAGAAUGUCCGGGCACCAAGGGAGACGCAGAGGAAGUGGCUGAGAGCCGCCGCCCUGGGGGCCUGUGCUGCCCUCACUGCGCUCUUACUCUGGGGCAGUCUAGGGGGCGAUGAUGGCGUCACUGAGGUCCUGGCUCACCGCAGCGAGGUCCUACUGGGCAGGUUCAUUGAGGUGCCCUGCUCCGAGGACUAUGACAGUCACCGAAGGUUUGAAGGCUGCUCCCCUAGGAAGUGUGGUCGGGGUGUCACCGACGCCGUCAUCACCAGGGAUGAAGCCCGGCGGAUUCGCAGCAUAGCGGAGAAGGGGCUGUCACUGGGAGGAUCCGAUGGAGGGGCGUCCAUCCUGGACUUGCACUCGGGGGCCCUGUCUGUCGGGAGGCACUUUGUGAACCUGUACAGGUACUUUGGGGAUAAAGUACAAAAUAUCUUCUCAGAAGAGGACUUCCAGUUAUACCGGGAUGUGCGGCAGAAGGUCCAGCUCGCAAUCGCCCAGGCUUUUGGCAUCAGCGCAUCCUCACUAUACCUGACAAAGCCCACGUUCUUCUCCCGCAUCAAUAGCACGGAAGCGCGGACGGCUCACGACGAGUACUGGCAUGCUCACGUGGACAAGGUGACCUAUGGCUCCUUUGACUACACCUCGCUGCUGUACCUCUCCGACUACCUGGAUGACUUCGGCGGGGGGCGGUUUAUGUUCAUGGAGGAGGGGGCCAACAAGACAGUGGAGCCCAGAGCCGGUCGGGUGUCCUUCUUCACCUCAGGGUCUGAGAACCUGCACCGGGUGGAGAAGGUCCUCUGGGGUACCCGCUACGCCGUCACCAUCGCCUUCACCUGCAACCCCGACCACGGCAUCGCAGACCCAGUGCUCACGUAGCCGCGCGGUCCACGGCACCCUCCCUGAGCAUACGCCCCAGUCCCUCCCAUUUCAGCCCAUUUCCAUUGAACAAGGUGCCUUACAAAUCAUCCUGGACUUUGAUUUGCUGUUUCAAUUUCGAAUCAUUUCCUCUGUGGUUUCAAUCAUUUUUCGUCCAUGAGUAAAUUAAGGAAAUUGGCUUUCCUCCCCGAGCACCCGCGUGCUUGCUUUGAUGUGCGCUUGGCGACAGGGGCCUGGAAGCUGGCAGCGAGCCGACACCCCUCCUUCCUCAGGAUGGGAUCCCCGUGCCCCAGGUGGAAAGUCCCGUUUGUGAACACACUGAAGAGUCAUUCUCCUGGCCUCAUCUGAAUUCAGAGACCACCUGGCCCAUUGAACAUCGGCUUGAAUGUGGACGAUGCCAUGUGGGGCCAGCAGCCUCCACUCAGGGAGGCAGAAUCUGCAAUCAUGACAGCUCUGGAGAAGGUUCUGGAGAGAGCGUGGCUCUGGGAGGCAGACUGGGGCCCAGGACCAAAGACACCAGCGAUGCGAGUCCUGUCUGACACAGCAUCUUCUGGAAACCAAGCCAGUCACACCCGACUCAGGCAUCUGCAAGUGCCCCCCGGCAGAGCUUGGAGCUGAGAAGGCGGUUAGAGGGGCAGGUGGGGGCAGCAAGAGUUUGUCCCCCAAACUGUAUGUAUAAUCUGGGGAGCAUCCACAAAGUGGUAAGACAGACAAAGUAGAAAUAAAUUGAGGCCAAGGAGGAGAGAGCA